CAGUACAGUACAUGUCAUUUGUUUUGUUCUGAUAAAAAAAAAGUCUUAGCCUUCUUUAUCCUCACUACAUCAAUACAAAGUCCAAAUGUCUUUAAAGGAUGCUAACAAAUGAUGUUACCGUUCUUUGCGUCAGCGCUCCACUCUUCCAUCUCGCCGUUAAAUGAGCAUUGAAGACGACGAAGAUGAUGAAGAUCCAGGCUCCUUAUGGGAAACAGCUGCUGGUGUGUUUACUCCUGCUGCUGAUUGAGGGAUUACAGGGCAGGGUAACAGCACCACAGCACCUGGAGGCUCCAGUGGAGAAGCCCUUCACUCUGACCUGCACCCUCUCCAGGGAACGAGGUGAAUCUCUGAGGCAGGUCCGCUGGCUGGAUGUGGAGAACCAGACCCUGCUGAGCUACCAACCUGGCAACAGAGACAGCGUGAGCGGACAGCAGCACGUAGAGUUGGCCUCUUCUCCCAAGGACUCCUCGGCCAUCACCCUGCACAGGGUGAGCUUCCGCGACGAAGGCUGCUACACCUGCAUCUUUGAGCUGCACCCCUCUGGUCCGAAGCAGGGUCAAAUCUGCCUCACUGUGACCUCACCAGUCAAGGCUGACGGCAACCAAACAGCAGUGAGUGGUAAGAAGGUGUCCUUCUCCUGCUCCUAUGGUUUGCCUGAGAAGGUGCAGCAGAUCAUAUGGAGGUACACUCCAGCACACGGUGACCCCACAGAUGUGGCCUCCUACGCAAAGCACGGUGACCCCAUGAUUGAGCCACCGUACCAAGGAAGAGUGUGGUUGAGUGCCUCUCUGUCUGACAGCCAGCUCACCAUCCAACCUGUGUCCAUCCAGGACGAGGGCUGCUACACCUGCCUGUUCGAGAUGCAUUCUGAAAAAGCCAAGAGUUCCAGAGUGUGUCUCUCCACCUAUGUGCUGCCUAAACCCCAGGUCAGCUACAAGACCACCACUCCAGGUGUGAUCGAGUCCAACUGUACCUUAGUGUCACGACCUCCAGCAGAGAUCGUGUGGAACGUGGAGGGAGAUAAUCGCACCAUCGGCCCCCCGGUGACCACACAGCUCCUGCAGCAUGAUGGGACCACCCUGGUGGUCAGCACACUGACCGUCCAAUCAGGGCUCCUCAAAGAUGUGUCCGUCAAGUGUCUGGUGCAUCACAAGGGCCUGGAGUCGCCAAUUGCUGUUUCCAUGAACACGAAGAUUGGAACAGCUCUCACCAUCCUGAUCUCUGUCACCACUGUAGCAGCUCUGUUGGUCAUGUCUCUCUGCUUCUGCCUGUGGAAGUGUUUUCUACGUAAAGAAGUGGACUAACUUCUAAAACAGAAUCUGAAACAGGAGGCAGUGCUAGAGCUGCUGCCCUGCCUCCUCCUCUUCAUCAUCAUCAUCAUCAUCAUCAUCAUGAAGAUGCUCUGUCACAUACGAUACACACAAUACAAUCGUCCACCACCAACUUCUUUUUCUCACCCGUGAGGAGACGCUAUUCUGAAGAGCUCAGAUGAUGUUUCAGAUAUCGGAGGUUCAGUAAAAUGGAGACGAUCCACACUGUGGGAACUGAAAGGACAACUGCUGUUCUCUCUAACACCAUAUUUCUGUAUUUCUUUACUGUCUUUUUUCACCGAGCGAUUUUCACAUUCAAAAGUUCACGUGUCAUGAAAAAGAGAGUGUAAUAUGAAUACAUUUUUGGGGUAAACAGAGAGGAAGGGCGGCUUCUACUCUGUCAACAUUUGCAGAGAUUAUGCAGAAAAAUUUCAUGUUGGAAUUUUUGCUAGCACGUGACUCUCCUUGGUCUGCACUGUUUGACCUCCUCUGAGGAGACAGGCCAAAGUCUGAAGGAAAGAAUAUGUCACUUUGCGUAUUUUCCAUGAGUUGCAUUUCCUUUUCUUUUGGGUUUGCAUUUGAAAACAGCA
Cynoglossus semilaevis (tongue sole) is the source of this 1900-nucleotide messenger RNA. Its product is annotated as OX-2 membrane glycoprotein. Gene Ontology annotation, biological process: heterotypic cell-cell adhesion; negative regulation of neuroinflammatory response. Gene Ontology annotation, molecular function: cell-cell adhesion mediator activity. The transcript has 6 exons. Gene Ontology annotation, cellular component: cell surface; axon; neuronal cell body. The record is from RefSeq and is a predicted model, not a curated record. The coding region runs from base 183 to 1304 and encodes 373 amino acids. Lineage: Eukaryota; Metazoa; Chordata; Actinopteri; Pleuronectiformes; Cynoglossidae.